Thunnus maccoyii (southern bluefin tuna) is the source of this 3680-nucleotide messenger RNA. Its product is annotated as transmembrane protein 235. The transcript has 4 exons. The record is from RefSeq and is a predicted model, not a curated record. The coding region runs from base 358 to 990 and encodes 210 amino acids. Gene Ontology annotation, cellular component: apical plasma membrane. NCBI's taxonomy places the organism in Eukaryota, Metazoa, Chordata, Actinopteri, Scombriformes, Scombridae.
GCUACAGUCGUUGACACAUACCAAUAUGAUGACCCCCGGCCAAGAGAAAGACAUAUCUCCCUUCUCAUGUUUUCGUUUUUUCCCCCCUCUUCAGAUAAAUCUGGAAAUAAUACAUGGAAUGUGUUUUGGUGGGAUUUUGUUGUUGUUUUUCCCCCCCUACAUUUUUCAUCUUAAACUACAUUUUAGGAUGGUGGUAGCCAUGGAGAGCCAGCACUUUACAAGAAAGGACUCAGCUGGAGAGCUUUUACGCAUCCCACAUCUUGGAGCGUCGGUGCAGAUUACAUUGUAGAAGCAGAGAAACAAAGUGCACAGAAUAUUAGGCUACAGUAGCUGCGCUUUGCGUGUUGACUGUGCAUAAUGAGAUACGGACUGGUGGUUCUCACUGCGGGGUUUACAGGUUUGCUCAGUUUUAGCCUCCUCGCUGUGGCAAUUGGGACUGAUUACUGGUACAUCAUCGAUGUGAAUAAACCUAACUACACAGGUCCAGACGACCUGAGUUCCCAUUCUGGACUUUGGAGAAUUAAUGAAGGAGCAAACAGGAGUUCAGUCAUCCCUUCUUUUACAGCAAAUAUGUCCAGCCUGUCAGAGGCAGAGAGGCACCUUCUUGGCUUGCACAAGGUGGUGGUCAUCGUGUUGCCUCUCAGCCUGGUCCUGCUUGUGUUUGGCUGGAUCUUCGGACUUGUCAGUUCGUUGGCCUGCAGUCCAAACUUGCUGGCUGGAACAGCAUCCUACUUUCUCGUCUGCAGUCUUUUCACCUUGGCGGGGGUCAGCAUCUACAUCAGAUACUCGAAUCAGGCUAUGGAGGAGUUCCAGCGGAUCGUGUCCCCAGAGAACCUUGCCUACGUGGAUGUGUCGUUUGGCUGGUCCUUAGCCACAGCCUGGCUCUCCUACAGUCUGGAGGUGGCCACUGGCCUGCUGCUCAUGCUAGCUGCCAGAAUAAGUCAGAGGAAGGGACAUUAUGACUCUGGUGUAGCCAUUGCCAUGUUAUAGAUUGACGUAUUCUUAUGCCCAAGUGAAACUAAAAUCCCACAGAUUGGAUGAUAUUUUAUUGCUGUUGUCAUUUAUUCAGCUAUUUAUUUUUGUUACUGGAAAAAUACUUGAGUGGUGAUUUUGAACAUCUAUUUCUUCUUUGUUUUUGCUGGCUUGUUGUGAAGCUUGCUACCUUUCAUCUGCUUAAUAUAAUUUUCUGUCCAUUGUCCUAGUCCACAAUGAUGCUAUAAAUGUGGCCAAGCAAACAGAAAAAAAGGCUAACCAUUCACAGUGUUAUUACUGCAGAGAUUAACAGUGUUUUCUUUCUUUGGAUAUAUUCAUGCGUUUUUUUUUAAUGAUAAUUUCAGUUUUGUGUUGUCAGGUUCUGGUAAAUGUGUAUUUCCAGCUGAUAGCCAUUACAUAGACUAUGUACGAAAUGCUGUAAGACUCACAUUUCAUUCAGCAAUAGGCUUUCUGUGAGAUGUGUUUUGAAACAUGUUUGUAAUUUACAGAGAGCAGUUUUAAACCACGACCCAAAUGCAAGUCCAUUGCCCUGCAAUGGACAUGGGAAAAACAAACGGUUUAGUUGUAUGCGAUCAUUUCCUUUUUGAUGCAUGCUCAGGCUUGUACACUUGAGGAGGUCCUCCCUACCUCUUGUGUACCCAUAUAUUUUUACUGCAUUUAAAUAUGAUCUACAUCAGUAGUUCAUGGGAUCUCAUUCAAGUGAAAACAUUGCUGAUUCUGCAGCAGUUUACCAGGAAAGCACCAGUCAAGAGUCAGUGUAGCCUCUAGUAUUUCAUAACAGAACAGCUGCUGCAUUGUAGCUUCAUGUGCCAAAUUCAUUUGCAUUUCACAGCAUUUGAAAAGCAGUUAGCACUUUUAUGUGUCAUUUCAAAGUUAAAACAGUGAUGGCUGCUGACUGUUGUGACUUUUAGAGAUACUUCUAAAAUGUUAGUGUUGUGCCUCCUGCUUGCAAACUUCAUUCCUACAGGUGAAUGCAUUAAUCACGUAAACAGGGCUGAAAAAGAGUGCACUCUUGGGGACCUGCAAGCUGUUUUUAGCAGUACAGAAUAUGUGCAUGUGUUGCUUGCUGCCCAGCAGUAGUUAAUUACUAGAUAUUGUAAUUCACUGUCUGCGCUGCCCAUUGCUAGGAAUUAGUCCUCUCAGCAUACUGGAAGUCAAUAAGACACUGAAAAUACAACAUUUAGCACUUGCAAUGCUGUAAGAUUUACUGUGUUGUUGUUCUCUUUUCACAAUUGUAACAAACCUUUCUUAUGCUUGAAUAACUGAACAGCCUUACUUUUUAAUGUUUACUGUGAUAUAAAAACAUCAGUCUAGUUGUAGUGUGAAAGCAUUCUGUAAUGGGCAACAGAAAAAGGCCACAGUCAUCAAAUGCUUUCAAAUGUUAGUAGCACACUGUAAUCACAUUGCACAAAAUGUCCUCAAAAGUUGUUUGUUGUGAGACAAUAAGAUCAUAUAAAACAUGAUGAUAAUAUGCUCACUGUAUAUUUGUGUAGCAGUGUAAAGAAUUGCCACAGACAGCCCCAUAAGAAUUCAGAAAAGUCUGACCAAUAUGUUGUAACAUUGUUGUUUAUAAAAGCUACAAUUAUCCAAAAAUAAAACAUAGCCUCCCUAUGUUUUCCUUAGUAGAGGGACAAUUUCUACUUGUUAUUCAAAACAAAAGUGAGAAUACAGCUGUGAGCUGCAAUGCAGGGGCAGGCAAAAGCAUUUGAAGCAGAGUAUACAGGUACAAUGAGCAAUUUUUAUCAAGAUUUGAGAAGGUAUUUGCAAAGACAGGCCCAGUUCCUGUUUGUUUUUAAUGACAAAGUGUGACAGCCAAGGGAUCUGAAGUAAAUGACGUUAGUGUUCCUGACAGUUUUCUAGAAAUUUACAUUCACUACCAGAAGAAACUGAUGUAUUUAUUCAGAUGUCUCUCAUUGUGACUCAUGAUAAAUGACUGUAGUGUGAAAAAUCUAAAUUCAGUUCAUGCUUUCAAUGUUUUCUAAAAACGUACACAAAAAGAAAAAAGAUUGCUCUUGUGGCCAAAUGAUUUUACUGAAAUUAACCCGACUACAUUGAUGAUUUUGUCAUUUUUGUCAAGUUAAUUGAUACAUAAAGAAGUUUAAGUGUUGCAGGCCUAAACUGAGAUAAACCAUCAACUAAUAGUACCCUAAGUGGGAUUAUUGACCUCAAGAUGUGGACCUUUUCUAACCCACCUCUAAAUUACACUGCUCAGCACUGUAACGGGAGAAGCAGUGCAAAAUGUCUGCUAAGGGGGCUCAUGACAGAGAUAGAUGCUAUAGCAUUAAAAGGUGCGCUUAUGUUUGCCUAAAUGUGAUUUAUAACAUGAUUUAAUGUGCCUCAGCUAGUGAAUCAAAAUCCAAACCAUGAAACAUUGUGUCCACUCAGCUGUUUGUUUGGCAGCCUCCUUCCCAGUAAGCCUGAAGAGAAAGCUAUAAAGACAGAACCAAAGCACAGAGGCUCAGUCUUGCAGUCUUCCUUUUAUAUAUUAGGCCAGCUGAAAUCCCAUUAAACUUUUAUGGAACACAAUAAUUCAAUCCAGUCUGGCAGACGAACACCAAAGUUGGUGCGAAGCCAUUACUCUUUGGGUUGUGCCCUUGUCUUUGACAGAGUGCAGUAAUUUUGACUGGACAACCUCUAGGCUCUCAGGUUUAGGAAUUUAUUGAAGAAACACAACCUAUUUUUAUCAG